CAAACAUGAAAAAAUAAGUCGUUUCGAAUUUUGCGUUUCUUCCUUCAGCAUCAGAAAUCUGGAAAGAGAAUCUGUGUGAUCAGGAAGACCCCAUUCCCUGGCCUGUCCCCUGGAGCACCAGAGAGCAGAACCAUGUCGAUGGUCCAAGUCAUGUCCCAAACCCAAUCGGGUGGGCCACGAGCUGACAGGACUCCUUUCUACGGAAUGAGAAUUCCUGAGGACCUGAAGAAAAUGAUCAAGCCUGCCAAUAAUUUGGACAAGGCUGUAUUCCGGCAGCUUCUGCAGAUUGCUGUGAAGCAUCUGGAAAGCGGUGAAGUCGCCGAGGAAGAGUUCCUAUCUAUAUCUAGUGGUGCGGUUGCAUUGGAAACACUCCGCUGUGUGUUCGCUGGGAUCCUUACAGCCCUGAGGCUGGCAGUCCGGGCGCCAUCAUCACUCAAGUCUGAUGGAUUCAAAGCUGAUCUGCUUGAAUUGAAGCUGCUCCCAGAGCUAUGCACAGACUUGGCCAAGGCAGCGUUUGGCUCAAGACAAGAAGCCAUCAACGAGAGUGCAGUGGCUUCUCGCGUUCGACUUCCGCAUUUACGAUCGCUCCGAUGGCGCGUGGAUGUGUCAAUAUCUACCAGUGCACUAAAUCGUAUCAUGGAACCAAGCAUUCUGGCAGAGAUGACGCUCAGUGAUGGCAGUGUGAAGACAUUUGAGGUGCCUGUGUCCAAGUUCCACGAGCUACGCUACAAUGUGGCCUACGUGCUACGGGAAAUGGACAAUCUCGAGCAGCGGAACAUCCUCAAGAUCCAAGACUAGAACUGUCAGUGUGUGCGUGUGGUGUGUGUGUGUGUGUGUGUGUGUGUGUGUGUGUGUGUGUGUGUGUGUGUGUGUGUGUGUGUGUGUGUGUGUGUGUGUGGUGUGGUGUGUGUGUGUGUGUGUGUGGGUGUGUGUGUGUGUAUGUGCAUGUGUGUGUGUGCGUGCGUGUGUGUGUGUGUGUGUGUUUGUGUACAUGUGUGCGGUUGUCUGUGUUGUCUGUCAAUUUAUCGUAAAUCCUUCAUAUUCUACUUUGAAGUAGUUCAUAAAACAAAUCUUUCAAAGUUCCACACAAGUACCAUUAUCUUAAAGUGCUGUUUUUAAAAGUCAGAGGUUCAUGAAAAAUCAUUUCCCCAACUACUCAUCAGUCUUUUUCAAUAUUAUCUUUAUAGCGUGGACAAUGUAGUCAUCAUUGAAUAGAACCUCUUAUACACAUUGAACACAUCAAAUUAAUAUCUUUUGCUUAUUUUUUUGUUAUGGGCCGAGCAUGGUUGAUGUUAGGCAUGCUCGCAAUGCUUUGCCAUUGGUUGAUUCUAAUGAACAAAUUUGUUGAAUUUUUAAGAUAAUAAUUAUGUCAGUGCUAUAGUGCAGUGUCAGCGCA
Molecule: messenger RNA, 1396 nt
Organism: Sycon ciliatum
Lineage: Eukaryota; Metazoa; Porifera; Calcarea; Leucosolenida; Sycettidae
Product: COMM domain-containing protein 5-like
Exons: 6
Coding region: 133-798 (221 amino acids)
Cellular component (GO): nucleus
Source: RefSeq, a predicted model, not a curated record